CAGAGAUUCCUUACGCUGGAGAUCUUGAAGUGACCAUCAAGGUAUCGAGAGAGACAUUUGAUCCCUGCCCCAGCUUCAAACUCAGGGUCAUUAGUCCACUGGAGACAAUACUCCAGGCCUCAUUUGCCCCUCAGAAGAGCAGCAGUUGUAACGGCAGUGCUUCCCUGCCCUGCCUGGCGGGCCUACCUCCUGCACACUCAUGAGAAGGACCAGAGUAAGCUCGCCCACAUGGACAGGGUUGUGACUGACCUCCUCCAGUCACAGUCCUCCCUCUGUUCAGACUGGAACCUCUCCUCUGUCAUCUUUGGGAAGUAUGGGGCCAGCGAGAGUCUGCUACACCUGUUGGUUCGCUGUAAGCUGGAGGGGGCGGUCGGUGUGUUGUUACAACACAGGAACAGGGGCAGCAAAGAGGCAAUUCUGCAACAGAGGGACUAUAAGGGGAGGACCCCUUCUGAGAUUGCUCGUAAAAAGGGCAGCAAAAGAACGGCAGAAAUGCUGGCAAUGGCAAGUGUAAACUCGACUGAGGGAAAUGAACGCACGGUUAAGAUAACCAAGUUGAUGAAAUGCAAAUCUCUUGACCAUAAACUGAACUUGAUAGGCACCACAGAGCAAGACAAUGAACUGCUGUCUUCUGUAAAGGUAACAAGACGACGACGCGUGUGUUUGACAUUAUCAGACGAUUUGUUGUGCAGGUGAACGGCGAAAAACACUGCAACAAGAGGCGUUUCAGACUACACAGUGACAAAAAGGGAGUGACGAUAACAAAGCCACAAUCUCCUCCUCCAACCUCAGAUGAUUGGCAAUUUUCUGAAGAGGUUGCCCUCUCCUUACCGUGCUCUCCAACAUCAAUGAAGUACUCCAGAGCCAUUCCGAUACUGGCAGAGAAUGCGGGCCCACUGUGUGCUAGCAGUGAGUCCCUGAGGGAGCUGGUGAGCAUGUGUCUCUACAGCUCUUCCGUCCUCAGCGACUACCCCUGGGAAGAACCACCUUUUGGGGAUAAAGCCUCGCUGAAGAGAGGGGAUAUAUUCUACGUAAUGAAGGAGCUGGGGAAGGGACAUGUGUCAUGGUGUCUGCAAAGGCUUCUAUUGGACACUACCAAAGAGUAGCUUGGCAACCAGUGAUUUGGGAGAUGAUGAUCACUAUGUAGACCACUAUGAACAAACGGAAGUAACAGAUUCUGAGAGUUCAGACGGAUAUGAAGAAGUGUUGGACCCGGUACAUCUCCCCAUCAUACCUGGUAUUCAUUCUCCAGCGAACACACCUCCUGGCCAAGUAGUUGAGAUGCCGUUCAAACUGCCACCGAUGAGAGAUGCCAUCAGGGAUCACGGAGCUCGACACUCGCCCGCUAGUCGACUCCCGCUUCCAUCAGAGCAUUCCCUACCCAGUAGCCAUGACUCUGGUCUUGAACAUGCUGGAUUCCCCAGGCUACCCUCACCCGCUCACCAGGAACAUGGUCCAGCCCACACAGGUCCCUCCAGUAAUCCUCCUCAUGCUAUCUCUAAGCUAGCCAAAGCCAAACCGCUACCAGUCCUACCAACGAAGCAAAGGGCCGCGAUACCAAUACCCGAGCAGGUAGAGGAUGUGGAACCAAAUUCACCACGGAUAAAAAAGGUUCUAACACCACCACAGAGAAAGAGACCGUCCUAUGAACACAGAGAACCAUUUCCACUACCAAAAUUUCCAGAGCCAAAGCAAAAGGCACCAACAUCACCACAGAAGAGGAAAAUUAUACCGAGCCUGCCAGUAACCCACCAGCCUCUUGAUCAAAGACCACGGUUAGCAACACCACCCGAGGAAAGUCAACCAUUUACACUUGGACAGAGAGAACGUGAGCCAACUCCACCAAAGGCACCAACACCACCUCAGAAUAGGAAGAUUUUACCGGUACCACCUGCGAUUCAGCAGCAGACAACAGGACCUUCUGAUGAGCAUGAUCACACAAAACAGGCUGUGCAUCCAGAGCGAAAAAGAAAUGUACCAACACUGCCUCAUAAGAGAAAAGUAGCUCUCGCACUACCUGUGGUUCAGACACCUCCCGAACAGAAGAAAAGACUACCUCUGCCACCAGAAAGGGGGCUCUCCAAAUCAAAGGCAAUGGCUAUGCGGCCCGACCCAGCACAGAGGGCACCUGAACCACCUGGAUCAGAUGAGGAUGAGUAUGAUGAUGCCAUCACUUUUCAAAGUCGCCCAGUCACACAAACACAGCAGCAAGUCACCAACGGUGCCCAACACACCAGCGCAACAAAUGUGUCAAAGCCAAUACCAUAUCUGAUUCCUGAGAAGCAGAGUGAAAAUAGUGUAGGGCAACAUUUCAAGCCCCAACACCACCACCACCUCCCAGUAUCUCCUGAUAGUGAUGGUGACGAAGAAGACUAUGUGGAUGCCACUUCCCAACAGCACCCAAUUACAAGUCGGGGGCAGCAACACGUGGAGAAGCAGGAGCCCAGGUGGCAGCUGGCAACAAAGGAGAGACCGCGCAAGGCUCCACUCCAGCCACCGCCACCUCCAGCCAGAGCCUCUUCUUCUCACCAGCAAACUGGAGCACCUCCACCUGCAGUUAAACCCAGGGGCUCCCUACCCCGCCAACGCCACAGACCUCCUCCCCACAGCGCAGCCAGUUCCCGACAUGUAAAGGACCCAUCUUCUACGUCUGGGGACGAGGACUCUGUACCUAGUUCCUUUGCUGACCUGAAGAGACGUUUAGAAAAACAAUUGGCUUCGUAACAGUCAAACAGUUCAUGUUCAUUCACAAAACAUAACAUAAAAUGUGGGUAAAAACAAGAAGUAUUUAUUAUUACUGCUGUGACUUUUUACAAUGAAAUUAUGUCCUCUAGCCAACUCGUAAAGCUACAGAGUCUUAAAUAUUCCAACCUUCGACCAACAUCUGCGAUUCUUUGCUGUUCCCACCUCCCCUGAACGAACUCGGUCUUUCUCUGAGCCAAGUCAUAGUCUUGAAGAAGGAAGAGGAAGUUGCUGGUGAGAGAUAUUAUAGUGGACACACUCGUGGCUCUGUGAAGGCC
This is a messenger RNA of Geodia barretti, 3020 nucleotides long. NCBI's taxonomy places the organism in Eukaryota, Metazoa, Porifera, Demospongiae, Tetractinellida, Geodiidae. The record is from the annotation of a GenBank genome assembly.